Coniosporium apollinis CBS 100218 is the source of this 273-nucleotide messenger RNA. RefSeq lists its product as uncharacterized. The record is from RefSeq and is a predicted model, not a curated record. Lineage: Eukaryota; Fungi; Ascomycota; Dothideomycetes. The coding region runs from base 1 to 273 and encodes 90 amino acids. The transcript is spliced from 2 exons.
AUGUCCGGCGAAGCAAGCGGCGGGCCACAACCACAAGAUUACUACUCGGAAGGCGAACUACACAUAUUCAAGAAGCUAAAAGAGCAACUCGCGCCGGUCAAGCUGGAGGUACAAGACAUUAGUGGUGGCUGCGGUUCGAUGUACGCUCUAGAUAUAGUGUCUCCGAAGUUCAAGGGCCUACCGGUGAUCAAACAACAUAGGCUUGUAAAUCAGGUGCUGGCGGACGAAAUUAAGAAUUGGCAUGGCGUACAGCUGAAGACCAAGGCAGCGUAA